Molecule: messenger RNA, 1126 nt
Organism: Archocentrus centrarchus (flier cichlid)
Lineage: Eukaryota; Metazoa; Chordata; Actinopteri; Cichliformes; Cichlidae
Exons: 2
Coding region: 120-365 (81 amino acids)
Source: RefSeq, a predicted model, not a curated record
UGCUGGUUUGAAGACCUCAUACUCAUUUUUCUUCUCUUUUUAUUUUCUUUGCUGUCAGCACUCUUUCACUGUAAAGACUGCCUUCUUUAGGCAGAGUGGCAACCUCUGACCCUGGGAUAAUGGAAUUAUCACUGAUGCCUGCACAGCAAUUCCCGGCAGUGAGCGGGACCUUCAUGGAUUCUCCAUACAAUGGCAACACGUCCUUGCAGACGUCCACGUCCAACCUCAACGCCGGCUAUUCGCGACCCUCGGAAGCGGAGGAUGAUGGGAAAGUGUCCAGUGACACCAUUUGGCUGUGGAUUGCUGUGCUGGCAACAAUUGGCAACAUAGUGGUGGUGGCUGUGGUUUGUGCCUGUGCCUUCUGACACAAUGGAGGAGUGGAAUAAAAAAUUUCUGCUGCUGUCGGACAUGGGAAAUCUUGUAUAUUUUGAAAAUAUAUAUUUUGUCUAGAAAUAUUGUAAAAUAGCCCUAUGUUAAGACUGAUACCAUGGAUUUUUUUUUUUCUUUGAACGGUAAGCUUCAGUUUGAGUUUUGUAGGGGAAUUUGCAUGGGAUUCUUUAUUUCCACAGUCCCCCCACCCCCUCCUGUUUUUGUUUUGUUAUGUUUUAAAACAACCAGCUAUCAUAUUGAAAUAAUUAGCUGGUAGAGUUUUGUGCAAAUGUUGCUUUUCUGUUUGCUUGUACAGUGCAACAACCACAAAAGAGAAGUCACAAAAUUAAGGUUGGUAUACAUGAGAUAAAAACUGGAUUUUUGCAGUUGGUACUGAAGCUCACUUAAAAUAUGAAAAAAUGGCUUACCAUCCAAACUCAGAUUACAUACAGACAGCUGAAAUACAUAUACUGUGAUGUUUGUUUCACCUUUUCAUCUGACUGAAGACCAAGAAAGCUACAUGCUGCAGGAACUCUUCACUGUUUUAAAAUUUUCAAAAUGAAACCUACAUAUUACAGUAAAAAAAAACAGACCUUUGUUCCUUUAUGUAAUUCACAGUUUAAGACAUUUCUGCUAUCAACCUUGUACUGAUUGUUUUUAAAGAGCUAAAUUUAAGAGAGCUAUCGUAAUUCAUUGGUUUCUUUGUGUGUAACCUGUUUAAUAUGCAUUAAAACCCGUGGCUGUGACUCACUUUUAA